This is a messenger RNA of Frankliniella occidentalis (western flower thrips), 1027 nucleotides long. RefSeq lists its product as uncharacterized. The record is from RefSeq and is a predicted model, not a curated record. Lineage: Eukaryota; Metazoa; Arthropoda; Insecta; Thysanoptera; Thripidae. The annotation marks the transcript as partial. The transcript has 5 exons.
AUGGAUCUGGAUCUGGAGGAUGCUGGUGAAUUGUUAAUUCUUGCUGGUGGCAUGCUGGACUCUGAUGAUGAUGAUCACGAAAUUAAUGACCCAGUCAUCUGGUUCAAAGUAACUGUAAAUGUGGAGGAGUACCUCAUGAUGCAGGAUGCUGCAUUCCGGCUGCACUUUAGGAUGUCUACUGGUAUUUUUGAAUCUUUGGUCUUGGUUCUUGCAGAGGCUCUAGGAGAGAAUGAAAUUCUCCGGCACAAUGAGGAAUUUCCCUUACGCCACAUUUUAUUAUCUGUUUUGUGGAUCCUUGCUACUCCUGAUACAUUCAGGAGUGUUGCUUUAAGAUUUGGAGUUACUCCGGGUGUUCUUCAUCACCACUACAAGGAAAUAAUAACUGUCUUGUCUGACUUGUCAGCAGAAAUUGUUCAGUGGCCUUCUGCUGAAGAACGUGAAAUUUUGAAGGAAGCAGGGGAGAUACGUACUGGCUUUCCUGGUGCUGUGAUGGCUAUUGAUGGAUCUUUCAUACCUCUUUUUUAUGCUCCUCAUGUAGAACCACAAAGAUUUUUGAAUCGUAAAUUUGAUUAUGCUGUGACACUGCAGGCAUGCGCAGAUAUCAAUUUAGUUUUUAGAGACAUUUAUUGUGGAGAGCCAGGCAGUCUCCAUGACUCGCGGGUGUUUAGAAGAAGUCCUCUAAGCCGCCGCCUAUUAGAGCAAAAUUUGCUGGCAGAUGGUGAGCAUAUCCUUGGAGAUUCCGCAUACAUUCUGACAGAUAAGGUCCUAACACCAUUUAGGAAUAUUGGAAAUUUGACUGUUCAACAGAUAAAUUACAAUUUUAGACUAUCCAGUCUGAGGUCGAUGGUAGAGAGGGCCUUUGGCCUUCUGAAAAUGAAAUGGAGGAGGCUCUUUUAUCUCUCUGCCAAGAGGAUGGACUUAGUUGUGAGGACAGUUGUUGCCUCUAUUACCCUGCAUAACUUCCUCAUAUAUGGAGGAGAAAUUCCAGAAGUGGAUUUGCAACAUAUUGAACCUGAAGCUAAUUUUG